CGUUUCAUCACGGCUCAGCAGCUUUCAAACUGUUACGAGUUCACUCAGCCAGACAAGCCUUCUUUCUCCUUUGCACUUGAGAGAUCUAACAUGCCAAGCUACAAGCUGUACUAUUUCAACGCUCGAGGUCGGGCUGAACCCGCGCGGUUGGUUUUCGCUGCCGCGGGAAUCGAAUUUGAGGACAAUCGAAUGGCAAUGGGAGAGUGGCCGAAAGUCAAGAAAGAACUUCAUGCCCCAUUUGGCCAGGUUCCUCUGCUUGUAAUUGAUGACAAAAUCAAGCUUGCUCAAUCUCUGGCUAUUAUGACCUUCAUUGCCAGGGAAGGAGGUCUUGCCCCAUCAAACAGUCUUGAUAUUGCAAAGUGUGAUAUGAUUGUGGGUGCUGAAGAAGAUUUCCUCACCAAGAAAAUCCAAUGUUAUUUUGAAAAAGAUCAGGCCAAAAAGAAAGAAUUGGAUGAGGCAAUUCAGAACACCCACCUACCAGCCUUUAUGGGAGCACUGACAAAGAUCCUGGAAGAAAACAGGACUGGGUUCCUUGUAACUGACAAGAUGACAUAUGCUGAUAUCAUUGUGUUUAAUGCAUGUAAUAACCUGGAUAGUGGAGCUCUUGACAAGUUUCCUAAACUGAAGCAACACCAUGACCGCAUUGCUAGCAACCCUGGUAUCAAGGCAUACCUUGAGAAGCGACCAAAGACUGACUUCUAGUGGACUUAUACUCGUACUGCACACAGUUCACUCUGAAUAACCCAUAAAUCAAUCUUUAUACCUUAAAAGGGACAGUCAAUGCAAUGUUGGACACCUUUUUAUGAUCAUUGCCUCUAGGAAACUGACUCAUACAUAUUGCAUAAUCUUUAUCCUUGGUUGUAGUGUACUGCCUUAAAUGGGUUUGCUUGUAAUAGUCUGAUUAAAGCAAGUUUUAGAUUUA
Messenger RNA from Nematostella vectensis (starlet sea anemone), 922 nucleotides. RefSeq names its product S-crystallin SL11. Gene Ontology annotation, molecular function: glutathione transferase activity. The record is from RefSeq and is a predicted model, not a curated record. The transcript is spliced from 5 exons. Gene Ontology annotation, biological process: glutathione metabolic process. Lineage: Eukaryota; Metazoa; Cnidaria; Anthozoa; Actiniaria; Edwardsiidae. The coding region runs from base 91 to 702 and encodes 203 amino acids.